AUGACCUAUCAAAUCACUGGAACUGGAUCAAAUCACUGGAAGUGCCCAGAAACUGCCAGAAGAGCGACGCCUAGCAGCGCGCUGCCCGUGACAGCCACACACGAGGCACUCGGGAGCACUCCGCAGCUCGGACCGCCCCGUUCGUUCGCUGCCCGCGCUGCACGGCGGGAAUCAGCUCCCGGCUUCCCGUGCCCGGCCCGGGCCCUGCGCUGCACUCGUCUCCCGGCUCCAACACCCGCCCAGCAUCGAAAACGCGGAGGUGUCGACGUUCGGAGUUGCGGUGGCACGGGACGGCUCUGUUCUCAGUGCUCCGUGUCGGGUUCGCGGCUUGGAAGUGGCCGUUCCUCCGCAGCCCCGCAGAAUAGAACCAAACCAAGCAGAGAGCAAUUGCAAUAUGCUUCAGAGGUGAAGAGCAGGACUGUUCACUUCAUGACUUUAAGAAGUACAGGAACUCUGAACAACAGAAGCUUUUUAGAUGAGACCACUUACGAAAAACUGGCUGAAGAAACACUGGACUCCUUGGCAGAUUUCUUUGAGGACCUCACAGAUAAGCCUUUUACCCCAGAAGAUUAUGAUGUCUCUUUAGGGAGUGGAGUUUUAACAGUUAAAUUAGGUGGAGACAUGGGAACGUAUGUAAUCAAUAAGCAAACACCAAACCGGCAGAUUUGGCUGUCCUCACCCACUAGUGGCCCCAAGCGCUAUGACUGGACUGGACGGAAUUGGGUGUAUUCUCAUGAUAGAGUGUCCCUUCAUGAACUACUAUCAAAAGAAUUUUCAGCAGCAUUAAAAACUAAAUUGGAUUUAUCCUGCUUAAUAUAUUCUGGAAAAGAAGAUACUUGAUGAUGUUCUACCUCAUGGAAGUUUAAAGACUUUAACCACAAGCGCUUCCUUGGUUUCUCAGUACCUGAGCUUAUUUCUGUUGUUGUUUUCUUGACAUCACUGUGUGCAACAAUAUGAAAAUAAUAUAUUUUUCUCUAGUGCUCAGUCUUUGAGUUUCUCUGAUGCAUCUUGAAUGUGUAUCCAUGCAGUACAGGUAGAUGAGGUGUCCAUUCCCGUCACUGCAUUUUCUACUUUCUUACUGCCGAAGUCUGCGGUCCUGCUGGGAUGUAAGGGCUGGCAUCGGGUGACCUCUGACCAGUGCACAAAAGCCAAAUUUUUUUGGUGAGAUAUUAACCCAAAACAAGAAAUGUCUGUGAAUCACAGUGGUGUAAGUUAUGGUACUGUGAUGCACUGCUUUAAAAUUUGCAGCUAUUGAUAAAGUUUUAGUGUUACUGCAAGUAAAUAAUGCAGGGGAGUCAAACUGAACAUGUCAUAAAGGAAAUGACUGUGGCAAAGGAAAACUUUUUGUUUUGCGAGAUGGAUGUAAUUUUUCUCUCAGUAUUGCAGAACUUGCUCAUUUCUCCAAGUUCUAGAUUCUUUGACAUUGGGAUAUUUUUCUGAGCUAAAUUACCUACAGGUCUGUGUGUUUGUAAGCAUCAUGUAAAUCAAAAAGGCUGGCGUGCAGUGUUUAAGGUGUGCAGCAAUCUCUCUGCCAAUACUUUAUUCUCUUCCUGAUUCUACUCUUCGUAGAGCAAAAAGAUGUGAUUUAUUGCCUGUGUUUUAGUUGGUAAAUGGAGAUUGUGUCAUGGUAGCAAAAAUUUGCACUGCUGCAAUUCUUAAGUAAGUGGGCUUGGAUUUUCACCACAAUCCAACAUAGAAGCAUUUAAAAGCUUUUAUGCAUUUUCAACCUCAAGAAUGCUUUAACACUUGCAGUGUUGCAUUACUGCCACUGACUAUUUUAAUUGCCUUUAAAAUGGAAGCACAGUUGUUGACUAAUUAUUGAGAUAACAUAAUAUUUUUUUCAUUGUACUGUAAGUAUGUACAUGUAGUACACAAGUAUGGUGUAAGAUGUUUCAAUGCAAGUUACUUUUCUUCUGCCUCGUGCUGACACUUCUGAUUAGCUUGACUUUAUGUUUUUGGCUAGCUAGAAUUUUACAGGUGUGAUUAAUUCUAGAUAGCAUCAUUGCUCUGUACUUGCAUUUGAAGUAUAUGUUACCAGCUCUCUCUCACCGUGAACUCAAUAGAGAUUACAAUUUCCUUGAAACAUGACCAUGAUUGAUUGUGCAAGCUGUGAUCAUGUGAACUGUGCAAGCUGUUACACGUUUUUAAAUCAUCAUAAGAAAAGGUGAGCAUUAUCUGAAAUCGAAGCUACUGGAUGACUAGCAAGUGGUAUAUAGGAUUUUUUUUUUCUCAGAUGCAAGCUAAAACAGGACAUCUUUUUGCUAUUUGAAUUUAGAACUUAAAAAAAAAAAUACAGCGCAUGGAAAGCGGUAGUAUUCUGAUCAGUCUCCUAGUAAUUGAAAAAGCUAUUCAGACAAACCUGGAUAGAUGCUCAUUGCCUAAUAUGAGAAUCAGGGAUGUUUCCUCCUGGUUCUUCCUUUGCCUGAUCACAUAUAACUUGUCUAAUUAUUUUUUUAAUUGACUUUUCAAAAAAUUACUUUCUUAAGUAAUUUGCAUGCAGUUUACUCAUCAGCGUGUAUCCGAUUCAUAUUUUGAGGUUCAUUCUCCAUGCUGUUUCAUCUUCCUAGAGUCCCUACAGUCAGAAGGGACCUCUGAGGGCCCUCUUGUCCAACUCCCCUGCAAUGAACAGGGACACCACAGCUAGAUCAGGCUGCCCAGGGCCCGAUCCAGCCUUGCCUUGACAGUCUCCAGGAUCAGGGCAUCAACCAGGUCUCUAGGCAAGCUGUUCCAGUGCCUCACCGCCCUCACUGUAAAAGAGUUUUUCCGUAUAUCCAACCUAAAUCUCCUCUCUUUGAGCUUGAAGCCAUUUCCCCUUGCUCUGUCACCACAGACCCUGCUAAAGAGUCUGUCCCCUUCUUUCCUGUAGCUCCCCUUUAGGUACUGAAAGGCCGCUAUCAGGUCAACUCGCAGCCUUCUCUUCUUAUACAGUUGCUCAUACCAAAAUAAAGUUGCAUGGAGAAUUCA
This is a messenger RNA of Numida meleagris (helmeted guineafowl), 2964 nucleotides long. It is a transcript of the gene FXN, whose product is annotated as frataxin. Gene Ontology annotation, biological process: intracellular iron ion homeostasis; iron incorporation into metallo-sulfur cluster. NCBI's taxonomy places the organism in Eukaryota, Metazoa, Chordata, Aves, Galliformes, Numididae. Gene Ontology annotation, cellular component: mitochondrion. Gene Ontology annotation, molecular function: ferroxidase activity; 2 iron, 2 sulfur cluster binding; ferrous iron binding. Bases 1 to 840 code for a protein of 279 amino acids. The record is from RefSeq and is a predicted model, not a curated record. The transcript is spliced from 7 exons.